Messenger RNA from Penicillium cinerascens, 600 nucleotides. RefSeq lists its product as uncharacterized. Bases 1 to 600 code for a protein of 199 amino acids. The record is from RefSeq and is a predicted model, not a curated record. The transcript has a single exon. NCBI's taxonomy places the organism in Eukaryota, Fungi, Ascomycota, Eurotiomycetes, Eurotiales, Aspergillaceae.
AUGAACGCCAACCACGAUACAAAGCGGCUGCUGGAGCAUAUCCAGAGUCAUAACAACAUCCGGGUGCCCGCACCGGUGCUCCAGUACGUCAAGGAUAUCGAAAUCCUGACCCUGGACCUGGUGCGGAACCCCUGGGGGGCGGACUGGAAGAAGGAGAUUGAGGGCCUUCGCCAGGACAACCUCCAGAUUCGCCAGGAUAUCAAUGCCGUCCGCAUCUCCACCGACGUCUCUCAGCCUCAGAAUCGAACCAGAUCGUUCGCGGAGGCCGUCAGACAAGGGCGUCCGCCGGCCCCUGCCCACCAUCUGUCUACGCAUGGGUCGGGCAGCAGUCUCGGAAUAACUCGGUCCGAGCUCGGCAAAGACCGCGAAGUCAUUGUCAAGCUCGGGGAUGAAGAUGCCAUCAAGCGCUAUAGAGGCAUGACGGCGAAGGACAUUAAGAGACGGGCUAAGAGGGCGAAGGUGGACACAGCCCACCGCCACGGGGUAGUGACCCUAGCAUCGGUGGCCUUCGUGGCCGUCCGCCAGUUAAAAUCCGGGGACUUAAGCCUCACGAUGCGGUCCGCCAAGGAGGCGGAGAUCGCACGGGCACACCCCGCGUAG